Eruca vesicaria subsp. sativa (arugula) is the source of this 932-nucleotide messenger RNA. NCBI's taxonomy places the organism in Eukaryota, Viridiplantae, Streptophyta, Magnoliopsida, Brassicales, Brassicaceae. The record is from the annotation of a GenBank genome assembly.
AUGACCUCUUGCCAGCAAAAGGCUAUGGAGACGCUGCUUCACGGCCAUGGGUGUGCCAACCAGCUCAAGCUCAUCAUGGACCACCACGCCAAGUCAGACUCGUCCAUUGAAAGGGAGGAUCUGGCCAAGUCCGUCCUCCAUUGUUUCUCGGAUGCUCUAGCCAUCCUGAUCGAUACUAACGAUCAUCAUCAUCAAGAUGACCAAUCCAAUAACUCAUCUCCUCAGGAUGCAUCUCCUGUUCUUGAGAACAGCAGGAAACCAUUUCACAAGAGGGGAAGAAAGACAUCAGUGGCAGAGAGCUCAGACUACCGUAGACACGAAUCCCCGAACCCGAUCUACCAUGAUGGCUUUCUCUGGAGAAAAUACGGACAAAAGCAGAUCAAAGAAUCAAAUCACCAAAGGAGCUACUACAAGUGUGCGUACACAAAAGACCAGAAUUGUGAAGCAAAGAAGCAGGUUCAGAUGAUCCAACACAGUCCUCCGUUAUACUCAACCACUUACUUCGGCCACCACACAUGCCAACUUCACCAAGCCUAUGCAACUUUCCCUAUUGACACCUCUGAUCCCCAGGAUUCCCACAUGAUCCGAUUUGAUCACCCAGACUCCUCCAUCCAUCAACAUCAGAACCAAAGUCAGAAUCUAAAAGAUGAAAACAUGAUGAUGAUGUUACCUGAUAAAGCAGAAGAGUGGUCGUCUCCAUCUCAGUGGAUGUCCUCGGAGGUUGCCCACGCAGUGGAGGCUUUCGGGUUUAACCCUUUUCGCACAUCAAGUGACUUAUCAUGACCAUAUACAUCAUUCUCCCUUCUCUAUAUAUCAUCAUACAUAUAUAUAUAUGUAGCUUCUUUAAUUAUGUGUUUCCAACUACAGUCCGAUGGUAGCCUAGCAGCUACUGUUACGUUUCGAUGUUAUACAUUUCCUAUUUCUAAUAGAAA